AUGAUGCGCGUGGUUGUGUAUUUCCUUGCACUUGGCAAGACGGUCAUAGAGUCAGCAAAGGCUUGCACGGUCGAAAAACUGGUAUUCCAGCAGGUUACUGCGACAACCUGCUCAGGGGUCACUCUAGAUAUCCGUCUUCUCUUUGUCUACUACAAAAGGUUCAGCCAAAAGUAUCUGGUAGACACAGGGGUCGAAGUCAGCCUUAUACCUCCUUCACAGAACGGCAGGAGAUAG
Protopolystoma xenopodis is the source of this 234-nucleotide messenger RNA. NCBI's taxonomy places the organism in Eukaryota, Metazoa, Platyhelminthes, Monogenea, Polystomatidea, Polystomatidae. The record is from the annotation of a GenBank genome assembly.